CUUUCAAAUAGUGUACUUCGGACGGUUAUUUUGCAAAUUAAACAAUAUAUUAUUAAAUAUUAGUGCUUAUAUUUCAUUUCAGUCAAAUUAAUUUGCUUCAAAAUUAUUGUAAAAUUGUAGUUUUAUAAAUUCUUUCAUUGUAUUUGCAUAAUUUUUCAAAAAUUUUACAACUAUCUUCUGAUAUUCAUAGUGUUUUACAAUUAAAGAAAAAUAGAAUAAACAUAAUUUGUAUAUAAUUGUGUUAUUGUGUUAAGAUUUUUCUUCAAGGAUAAAAUUUUUUUUCAUAAAACAACGAAAGUUGCAGCAACUUUUGAAGAAUUAUUCGCCUUGGGGUAAACCAGGUGGUGGUGCUCCUUGUGCUGCGACUCUUAGAAAGAAAAACGUCCCUCUAGAACCUCUGGAACUAUCAAAGUGUCACGAUUUCGGUCAGAUCCCCUGCACACAUUUGAUCGAAACGACAAGGGAAGGAGGAACAACCGCGAGUACACCCGCAAUUACAAUCAUCCCAAGAAUCCGGCGUAUCUUGGAGGGAGGAGCAAGGAAGGAAGAAGGGAUCUACCUGGCCUCGAGCAGCACUUCUUCCACCCCCGCGAAAGGAACAAUCGAUGGAAUCGACGUAGAAUCCACUCCACACGAAGGUGAAGGCGCCAACCAGCGCCUCCUCCUCCUCCUCGCACGGUUAGCGAUGAGAAUGAGCGUCGUGCGCGAAACAACGUUCGAUCACCGCUCGCCUGGAAAGUAGACGAUGCCCCACAACCUCUCCUCCCGUCGUUCCCCUGUGUUCGUGCUCGCCCCGUUCAAUCGAGGACCCCGCACGAGUGGGUGAGUUGGGGGGGCGAUCGCGGCCAGCAAUCAUGCCGAUCGAACUAGAGGCCAAUCGUCACUAGAAGCGGAUUACGAUGGCCAGCACGACGGGGACGAUUCGCCUUGGUGCUCGCGCGUGCUAGUGACUUGCCAGUGUCAAAGUGGAAUUAUACUGGUGUGGAUCGGGAUGCCUGUGCGACGGGUCGUUAUCUUCUCCCCCCACGCGUUCUCCUCGAUGGAUCGCAGCCAACCAUGGAAACGAGAAACCAACGAAGCAGAAGGAUCGAAGCACGAGGAGGAUCGCGUUGACGAACGGAGGAGGUCGGCGAUGACGAGGAGGAGGAGAAGGUGUUCGAGGGAACGGGGGAGAAAAUUUUUCAACCGGGCGACACGACGCGCCCUCGAGCUGAUCCUCCACCUUCUGCUGAUCCACAAUUUCGCCGGGACGGGGGGGGCCGCGGGCCAGAUAGCCGAGUGCCCUCCCCCUGAAACCAUCCCCGGCUGCCCCUGUUACAACUUCGACGACGGCCUUUUCCUGGAAUGCGCUGGCGCCACCGAGGACACCCUGAGGAGCACCCUGCUAAGCGUUCUGAGCGUGUCCGGAGCAGGUACGAUGGUGCAGUCGUUGAGCGUUUACGAGUUGGACAAAAGCGUGGAGGAGUUGAAGGAGGGCAGUUUCCCGGCUGGUUCCCAGAUCAGGCAUCUACAGAUAUCCCACUCCUCCCUUCGAGAAAUUAGCGAGGGCGCGUUCGCGAAUCUCAAGGACAGCCUGGAAUCGUUGGCCCUGCUCUCCAGCCGUUUGCUCCACGUGCCGCAAAAAUCGUUGGCCGAUCUGCGUAAAUUGGCCGCCCUCGACCUCGAGGCCAAUUUGAUACAAGAUUUGUCUUCCUAUUGCUUUUACGGGUUGAAACUGAUGAAACUUACUCUCAAGGGUAAUCAGAUAUCAAAGAUCUCCGAGUACGCGUUCGCGGGAUUGGAGGACAGCCUGAGCGAUCUCGACUUAACCGAGAACAAGCUGAAGCUGUUCCCCAUGGCGCCGUUGAGAAGAUUAGAGAGCCUCGCCUCGCUGAGGCUCGCGUGGAACGAGAUAUCGGAGCUGCCUGACGAUAGCUACAGCCUUCUCGGCUCCCUAUUGAUCCUCGACUUGAGCAGCAACAAUUUUGAGAAAUUGUCCGAGGACUGUUUACGAUCGUGCCCUAUCCUCCACACUCUCUCGUUCUAUUACAAUUCUAUAGAGACGAUCCACAAGGACGCGUUCGUCUCGUUGAAGGAGCUCGAGUCGAUCGAUCUCAGUUACAACAAGAUCGUGUUCCUGGACGUGGCCACGUUCAAAGGGAACGAGAGAUUGAGAAACAUCGAGUUGAGCAACAAUCACAUUCAUUACAUAGGCGGUGUGUUCGCCAGGUUGCCCGAGCUUCGAGAGCUUUAUUUGGCGGAGAACAACAUUCUGGAAAUCCCGGGGGACGCGUUCAUCGGGAGCGUGAGCCUGGCCGUUGUCUAUCUUCAACAGAACGCCAUCAGAAGGAUCGACGGGAGAGGUUUGACCGACCUCAACCAAUUGGCCCAAUUACACCUGAGCAACAAUUACAUCGAGAAGGUGCCGCGAGAAUUCCUCGAGCACUGCGAGAAUCUUUCCUCCUUGUCCCUGGACGGGAACAAGAUCCACGAGCUUCAACCGGGCACGUUCUUAAAAUUGCACCAACUCAGGGAGCUGCGGUUGCAGGACAAUAACAUAACCGAGGUGAAAUGGGGCGUCUUCUCGCCCCUGCCCUCGUUGCUCGAGCUCCACUUGCAGAACAACGCCAUCACGGAUAUGGAGACAGGGGCGUUGAGUACGUUGAACAGUCUUCAACACGUCAAUCUCCAAGGAAAUCAGCUCACCGUUCUGGGGGACGUGUUCCAACUGUCCGCCUCGGAAUCCUCCUCCGGUGGUAGCUCGUUGGUCUCCAUUCAAUUGGACAGCAACGGUCUGGCCGUGUUGCACAACGACUCUCUCCGUGGCCAGGCAUCGGUCAGAAUCAUGUGGCUCGGCCAUAACAAACUGACGCAUCUCCAGGCGCCGUUGUUCAGGGAUUUGCUGCUCGUCGAGAGACUCUACUUGACCAACAACUCGAUAUCCAGAAUAGAGGACGGCGCCUUUCAGCCUAUGCAGGCGCUCAAAUUUCUCGAGCUUAGUAUGAACAAGCUCAGCCACGUCACGGCGAGGACGUUCUCCGAGUUGCACGAAUUGGAAGAAUUGUAUUUGCAGGACAACGGUCUAAAACGGUUGGAUCCGUACGCCUUGACCGCUUUGAAGAAGUUGAAGGUACUGGAUCUCGCCAACAAUCAUCUCACCGUCCUUCACGACGCCAUAUUUCAAGAGGGUUUGCCGAUCAAGACACUGAAUUUAAAGAAUUGUUCCAUCGUGAGCAUAGAGGACGGAGCUUUCAAAGGGCUCGACAAUUUAUCCGAUCUGAAUCUGGACGGCAAUCACUUGACGGUUUCCGCGUUGUUGAAUCUUCGCGUGUCGGGUCUUCGAACGUUGGCCGCAUCCGGGAACAACUUCAGUCAAAUAUCGGAGCGCAGCUUGAACGGGUUACCGUCUCUCCAGGAACUGUAUCUGGACAAAGCGCAUAUCUCACAAUUACCCGAGGUUGUAUUCGUGUUGAAUCGGAACUUGGCACGGUUGCAUCUGAACGAAAACGAUCUACGCAAUUUGCCGCCGGGCAUCUUCGACAAGCUGGCUUCCCUCAGAGAGAUCCGUCUCGAUUACAAUCGGUUCCAGGAUAUACCGUAUUCGGCCCUUGCCAAUGCCCUUAACCUCGAGAUCCUCACGUUGUCCAAUAAUCAAAUCGUGAACGUGGACGUGGCCAGUUUCGCCAGUCUUAAACACCUGAGAGAAUUGGACCUCAGCCACAAUCGGAUCGAGACCAUGUCCGGCUUCGCAACGGCCAACCUCUCGUGCCUCGUCUCCGUCGAUCUCAGCCACAACCAUCUGAACGCGCUCCCGGCCAACUUCUUCGCCCAUUCUUCCAUGCUUCGCAAAGUGGACCUGUCCGAGAACAAAUUCAGGCAAAUCCCGUCCGUUGCGUUGUCCGGCCAGAAUCUUCCCGGGCUGACUUGGUUAAAUUUGACUAGAAAUCCGUUGAACAGGAUUCACGUCCUCCCCUCGGAGGCGAAAUACCCCGUCCUCCAAGAAGUGCACAUAUCGGGCACGAAUCUGAGUAUAGUAACGUCUCAGGAUUUCGAGGCGUUCCCCGCCCUAUUGCAUUUGUAUCUGAGCCAGAACAGCGUAUCGAGGGUGUCCCCGGGUGCGUUCAGAAGCUUGCCCAACCUCUUAACCCUGCAUCUGGGAAUGAACAGCUUGGACAUCUUGCCCAAAGAGAGGCUACAAGGGAUGGAGCAUUUGCGGAUCCUGAAUCUGACGCACAAUCUGCUGAAAGAGCUGGACGAGUUUCCGGAGGACUUGAAGUCCUUGCAGAUAUUGGACCUCUCGUACAAUCAGAUCGGGAUUGUGGGCAAGGUGACGUUCAAGAACUUGGUCAGCCUGGUCGAGCUUCAUCUUUAUGGUAAUUGGAUCAACGCCAUCUCCAGCGAGGCGUUCAGACCGCUCAAGAAGCUGAGAUUGUUGGAUCUGAGUAGAAAUUACUUGGAGAACCUACCCUUGAACGCGUUCAGACCCCUCGAGACCCAGAUUCGGAGUUUACGCGCCGAAGAAAAUCCGUUGAUCUGUGGCUGCGAGUCGCAAGAGCUGUGGGAAUGGCUGAGGGAUCACCAAAAGCUGGUGAGCGGGGUAGGUGGCGGUCGCGGGCGCGGGAGGAACGGCGUCGGGGUCGGUGACGUGGAGGACGGUCUUUUAAAGUGUCAGCAACCGCCGGAAUUGCAGGGCCUGGUCUUCCUCGAUCUCGAUCCUCACGAGUUCUGUUCCGCCCCGUUGAUCCUCAAACUCGCGAUCCAAGACAUCCAACCGUUCUCGGUCCUCGUUUCCUGGCAAAGCAGGAACCAUUCGGGUCUCCACGGCUACCAAGUGGCCUAUCACGCGCUGGACAACGUGGACGAGGUGCGAGGGAAGCUGCUCGAUCCAAAGGCACGUUCGGUAAGAUUGACGAAGUUGGCCUCGGACACCAGGUACCUGAUCUGCGUGCUCGGGCUGGGCAGUUGGGGCACGUCGAUCCCGGAGGACAUUGGCUCUUGGCAAUGGAACGCCUCUCACGACGACGUGAUCGAGGGCUCGGCCCGCCCCGCCAUGGUCAAUUCGCUCACCAGUCAAUGCACGGAGGUGAGAACGUUGGACGCGCCCGACUCGAUCGUAGGCGACGGGACGAUGAGCGACAGAGGUGGCCUGGCCAACAUCCUUACGAGGAGGCUUGGCCUGAUAGUGGGCAGUUGCAUGGGUUUCGUGGUGUUCGUCGUGCUCAUCUCGGUGUUGGGCUACAUGAAGAUGAAGAAGCAAAGGUCGACCGAGAAGAGGGAUCAACCGCUUUCCUCCAAUCCCCAAGCGUACAUGUCCUACAGGCAUUUCUCGUUGCAAAGCGGAGACAGGGCUGACAACGCGUGUCCCAGUUUCAUCAGUAAUAUCGGGACCACCCCGUUGAACUCGUAGCACAAGCCGAUCGAGUCUCGAAAAGAGGCCGACCGCCGUUGCAUCGAGAUGAACAACUCGCCCAGGUGCGCGGGUAUCUUUGGCUAGCGACUAUAAGGAAGACUAUAAGGGAGUAUAGUGGACUACUGGCUGGCGCGGAAGGAUGAACAGUUUCGAUACGAUGGAUGUCGCCAGUUUCUCGUCCCGGUGCGCGGCUACAAUUUCGCGGGGAAUUUAGAUUGCUCAGUUUUCCAGAUGGAAUUUUUGGUUCUGUUCGGGGGGGCGAAGGCGUCCAUCCGCCGUGGACGCGAGCGAGCAAGGGAGAAGCAAUUAAGAGAAGUGCCAAAAACUGAUGCGAGAGUAGGUUUUUUUAACGAAAUCCAAUCGGUUAUAUAGUCGUUCAUAUCGUGACGCGCGUCUGUUAAUCAGGAAUGAAUCGGGUGUGACAAUGAGAAACGAAACGAAAUAGUGAACACGUGCCAAAUGUUCGAAGAGAGUUCGAGCAAAGGAAUUUGUUCGAGUGGCGAGACGCGAAAAUGAUUGUUGUCCUGUUUUUCUAAAUAAGCGUAAGGGGAGGAAAGAAAGAAAAAGAAAAAGAAAAAAAGAAAAAAAUACCGACUCUUAUCGACCAUUUACGCAAACCGAACAACGAUGUAAACGACCCCCUUUUUAAAACAUUCGAAUCUCUCCUACGAAGACUGAUUUUUUAAACGUCGUUUCUCCCCCUCCCCAACGAUCCUUGAAGAAAAUCAUCUUACGAAAAAAAAAGAAAAAAAAGAAAAGAAAAGAAAAGAAAAGAAAAAAAAAUUAAUCCCAUCAUUUCGAUGCUCGAAUAAUUAUAUAUUGUGUGUACGAUACGUGAGGAUUUUUUUGUAAAUAAUUAACGAUAACUUGAAAGAACUUGAUGCAACGUAAGACGAUACCGUAUCGUGCGUGUCGCGAGAAAAGAGUCCCUCUACAGCGCUGCGCAAGCAAUAUUACACUUAAUCUAAUCGAUAGUCCCCCGACGAUCAACGUUGGGAAGAAAAAAAGGUUAAUUGAAAAAAGGUUAAUUGAAAAAAGGCGAUCUCACAGAGGACGACGAGUUCGUUCGUUUCUUCUUUUUUCUUUCUUUCUUUUUUUUUUUUUUUUCUUUUUAUUCUACAAGUGUGACCACCGUCGUGAAAGGAUCCUUGCCUCGCACGGUGUGGUUCGAUCACUUUUUCCUCUCUCUCUCUCUCUCUCUCUUUUUCUCCCUCUUUCCUCUUUAUACCUCUCAUAUAAUCCUCCGCGUGUCGUCGAUCGUCCGGCAUACGGUAUUUUCACGAAUAAACGCGACCAAGUGCCGCGACACUCCUGCCAAGAAACGAGAGAACGGAGAAAAGCGCGAUCUCGAGUUGCCAAAUGUGUUAUACGGUGACGUUGUGGAUGAUGAAUUUACUGUAUAUAGAUAGAGGAUAUGUAUACACAUAGCAUUCUUUAUUAUAGGCAUAGGCUUUCGGUUAAUAAAAAUACACCAAAGCUCCA
Messenger RNA from Apis laboriosa (Himalayan honeybee), 6871 nucleotides. RefSeq names its product chaoptin-like. Gene Ontology annotation, molecular function: protein binding. Lineage: Eukaryota; Metazoa; Arthropoda; Insecta; Hymenoptera; Apidae. The coding region runs from base 992 to 5386 and encodes 1464 amino acids. Gene Ontology annotation, cellular component: extracellular matrix. The record is from RefSeq and is a predicted model, not a curated record. The transcript is spliced from 9 exons.